Meloidogyne enterolobii is the source of this 1692-nucleotide messenger RNA. The record is from the annotation of a GenBank genome assembly. NCBI's taxonomy places the organism in Eukaryota, Metazoa, Nematoda, Chromadorea, Rhabditida, Meloidogynidae.
AUGAGUAGCAUUGUUCGUCAAUCAAAAUUUCGACAUGUUUUUUGUAAAGCAAUCAAACAAGAACAAUGUAUUCAAGAUGUUCGAAUAACAGAAGUUUCUUGGGAUUCACAAUUUUGUGCAGUUAAUCCAAAAUUUAUUGCAGUUAUUGUGAAAGGAGCAGGAGGGCCGUUUGUUGUACUUCCAAUAAAUAAGGCUGGUCGUAUAGACAAAGAUACUCCGUUUGUUGAUGCCCACAGAGCAGCUUGUUUAGAAGUUCAAUGGUCUCCAUUUAAUGACCACGUAAUUGCUAGUUGUUCAGAGGAUACAACAGCAAAAGUUUGGAUGAUACCAGAAUUAGGGUUAUUAAGAACUUUAAGUGAACCUGUAGUUGAAUUAUGUGGACACCAAAAAAGAGUUAAUACUUUGGCUUGGCAUCCAACUGCUGCAAAUAUUUUAUUAACUGCUGGAGGAGAAAAUAAAUUACUUCUUUGGAAUGUUGGAACAGGGGAAGCUUUAAUUGAAAUUGCGGGACAUCCAGACCAAAUAUGGAGUGUUGCUUUUAAUUAUGAUGGGAGUAGAUUUGUAACAACUUGUAAAGACAAACAAAUACGAGUUUUGGAUUCACAUACAGGUUCUGUUCUCGUAUCUGGAAUUGGACAUGAAGGUGUAAAGCCCCAAAGAGCAAUAUUUACUAAAGAUGGAAGAAUUGUAACUACUGGAUUUAGUAAACGUUCUGAAAGAAUAUAUGCUUUAAGAGAUUCAAAUACUUUGGAACCUUUACUUCAAGAAGAAUUAGACACCUCAAAUGGAGUACUUUUUCCUUUAUACGAUGAAGAUUCUGGUUUAUGUUAUUUAGUUGGGAAAGGUGAUUGUGCAAUUCGUUAUUAUGAAAUUAAUGAUGAUGCUCCAUAUAUGCAUUAUAUAAAUACUCACACAACAUCUGAACCUCAAAGAGGGUUUGGAUUUAUGCCUAAAAGAGGAGUUAAUUCUAAUGAAAAUGAAAUUAAUCGUAUUUACAAAAUAACAACAAAAGGUGUAAUUGAUGUAUUACAAUUUUUUGUCCCAAGAAAAUCUGACCUUUGGCAGAGUGAUUUAUAUCCUGAUACUCGAAGUAUGGUCCCCGCUCUAACAGCAGAACAAUUUGCUGAAGGGAAAAACGCCCCACCAAAUCUAAUGCCUGUAAAUCCUGAGGCGGCAUCUGUAAAGCCAAAAGUGCAGGUGGCAAAGAAGGCAAAUAUUUUGGCUCAAAUGCCUGUUCAAGAAUCUUCUCCACAACAAAAUAACCAUCCUCCUCCCCAACAGCGUCAAAUUCCACCUCAACAACAACCAAUGGCACACAAAGAUACAGGAAUUGUUCGACAAACAAGAGAGCCUUCACCUCCAAAUCCAACACACCCAAAACAACAAGUUCAAUUAAAAUCAAGAGAGCCACCCGCCGGCGGGGGUGCUUUGACUGCUGGGCAAAAACGGGCAGCCGCAGAAUUAGACAGAAUUAAAAGAGAACAACAGAUGCAUUUAGUAGAUAAUAGUGGAGGUACAAGUACAACUACUCCAAGCACAACUUCUGUUACUCCAAGUAUUUCUAGAAGAGGAAGUAAUUCGUCUUCAGCAGCGGUAAAUUCGGAAGAAUUAGAAAAAAUUAAAUCGGUGCUUAGACAACACGAACGACGUAUUCGGUUGUUAGAGGAUAUGCUGGCCGAUGCAAAUAUGUGA